CCAAGCGGUUGCAGACCGGCUGUUCUCUUUCUGUAUUUCAUUUCGGGCGCGACGCUUGUUUGGUGCUGAAUGGAUUUCACGUUGCGCGGCGUCACUUAAUAAGAUCUGAGAUUUCGAAAUAUAUUUCGUAUAUAAACCACAUACUAAAGAAUCGAGAUCGUUUGCUAGGGGACUCUAAAAUGCCUUCCACCUGCUCAUUUGAGCUCGAUCGCCGCGAACCCAUUUACUAUAGUGGAGAGACGGUCAAUGGAAGGGCCAUUCUGACAACGACAUCCGAAAAGUCUGUACACGAGGUAUACAUUCUGUUCGAGGGCGAGGCAAAGGUGCGAUGGGAUGAGUGGCGAACCAGGACGAGAGCUGGAAGGACCGAGCUCUACACGGAGUAUUUCCGAGGCAAGCAGCAGUACCUGUACACCCGGACCUCCGUCUUUGCAUCCGGGAGUCUUCCACCGGGCACGCACACCUACAACUUCUGCAUUCCGCUGCCUCUGGAAUGCCCCUCCUCAGUGGUGGCGCAGUACGGAAAAAUCUACUACGAGGUCUCCGUGGUCAUCGAUCGCCAGUGGCGCUUCAACAACGUCUUCAAGCAGCCACUGACGGUAAUACAGACCUACAACCUCAACAUGAGCCCUCAAUUGCUGAUUCCCCUAGUUCGAGAGGACAUCAAGCACUUCUGCUGUUGGCCCUGCAGCUCAGGACCGGUGCUCUCGACGCUAACGAUACCCUUCGGUGGCUACGCACCUGGACAGAAGAUACGCUUUACUCUGGAGAUCGACAACCAGUCGAGCGGCUAUGACCUGGACGGCAUCGAAGUGAAGCUAAAGCAGAUCCACAGAUUCCAGGCUCAGACGCCCCACUACAAAACCCGCGAGAAGGAGCACACCCUGCAUAAAAGUGGUCAGCAGGAGCGUGUGUUGCGGCUCUCAAAGAGAAAAAUCGAAGGAACUCUGGCUAUUCCGGCGGUACCGCCCUCCACCCGCUCCGAUGGCAUUAUUUCGAUUAGUUACAAAGUGAUCCUCACAAUCAGCACGGGCGACUGCCACGUGGACUCGGACUUCGAGGUGCCGAUUGUAAUUGGCACUAUACCAUUGAUCCAAAGUGCCGAGAAUCCAGCCAGUGCAGCACAGUGGAUACCGGAAACACCGGACACUCCGGCCGGAGCUGCCGCAGAUCUGCCUCCCAGUUAUGACAAGUGCCAACCACCAACCUUCGAGGAGGCCACAAACUUUGGGGAACGGUUCAUCGACAUCGAUCAGGACGAGCACAAUCGCACGGAUGACUUUAUUCCGCGUUACCCCAUGUACACCAACUUUGCCAUGCCAUCGGCUCCGCCUCCAGCCGCUGGAGAAUGGGAUUCCACUCAACCCGUUCCCGUUCUGUCAUUACCCCAUGACCCCACUGCCCCCAUGAGCGGUCAAAACAAUACUGACCACCCAACUCCAUCCUACGGUUGGAACUCCCAAUCCUGAAAAGAGCCAAAGCAAAAUCUCAUUAAAUGAUUUUAAAUUGCUUUACCUAUCGCUAUUACUGAUAUCUAAAUAGAUCUAUAAAUAUCUAAUAGAAUAUAAUAGAAUAUCUAAAGAGAUAUUCUAAAUAUCUAAUAGAAUAUCAAUAGAUUCGAUAUUACUAAACAUAGGUUAGUUGUUUCUCGUGUUUCUGAUAGGAAACUAAAUCUUAGGAGUAUAUAUAAGUUCUCAAACCAAAUAGCACUAUAAAUAUAAGCGUAGAAUCCGGUUUUAUGACUGAACUUUGCUUUACUAUUCUUAGAAAGCAAACUUUCAGAAGCACUUUGUAAAAGUUUGUAUUUUCAUUUUUGAUACAAAAAUAUUAAUUAUUGAGUCCCUUUGCAUAACGAAGACCACAGCUAAGUAAACAACAAUCCUCCUCGGAACAGAAUUCCGCAGGAAAUAUAUAAUAUUUUGAAAUCCAAAUUCUAAGCGAAUUGAAUAUGACGGAUUGUCCAAUUCACCUACUCUGUUUGUACGCUGGUGCUCCUCGACUGUAAAUAAUUAAUUAAGUUUUUGUGUUCCUCUUUCAAAUCAUUUAAAUUUAAGUCAACAAUUUCGAAUCACAACCAAAAUUCUUGAAUCCAUGUUGUCGAUGCUAAAUAUUUACACAUUUAAUCAGUGUAAAAACAUAUAAAAAGUAUUUCGAUAGCAGCAACCGCAGGGAUUUUGCCAACAAUAUUUAACAAUAUUUAUUUUAAAAAUAAAAAGGGAACGCAAAUAUCUAGCUACAGUUAAGUGCUGGAAAAUUAUAUUCAAAAUCGUGAAUACCUCCAAAAGAUACUCCGAGACAAUGACGCUUUUGUGAUAAUGCAUUAAUAUAAUAUAUAUAUUUAUGUAAUUUUGCUAGUGGAUGAAAUAAAUUAGAAGACUUAAAGUA
Drosophila erecta is the source of this 2385-nucleotide messenger RNA. Its product is annotated as arrestin domain-containing protein 3. Lineage: Eukaryota; Metazoa; Arthropoda; Insecta; Diptera; Drosophilidae. The record is from RefSeq and is a predicted model, not a curated record. The transcript has 4 exons. Bases 180 to 1469 code for a protein of 429 amino acids. Gene Ontology annotation, cellular component: cytoplasm. Gene Ontology annotation, biological process: protein transport.